Messenger RNA from Dermochelys coriacea (leatherback sea turtle), 4234 nucleotides. It is a transcript of the gene JADE3, whose product is annotated as jade family PHD finger 3. The record is from RefSeq and is a predicted model, not a curated record. The transcript has 14 exons. Bases 325 to 2883 code for a protein of 852 amino acids. NCBI's taxonomy places the organism in Eukaryota, Metazoa, Chordata, Testudines, Dermochelyidae. Gene Ontology annotation, biological process: regulation of transcription by RNA polymerase II. Gene Ontology annotation, cellular component: histone acetyltransferase complex.
GGGCGCGCGCACGGCCGGGGAGGCGGCGGCGGGCGGCGGCGGCGGCGCCCCGGCCGGGGAGGGCGAUGAGCGGCGGGGAGCGGCCCUGAGCCGCUGCGGCCGCACACGCCGGGGACGCGGGCGCGGCCAGAAGGCAUUGCAGCAGAAGUGGGUCUUAAGCUGGGACUUGAUUGCAGAGAAGGCAGAGGCCUUGCAGCUGAUGACCUCAUUAGGAGCUGCAGCCUUCCUUUCCUUUUUCUUCAAGUGUUUGUGAGGUCAUCAGCUGCUAAAAGGCAAACAGAACCCUGAGAAGUUGAACUCCUGUUUUUAGCAGGAUGCGUCAGGAUGAAACGCCACAGGCAUCUAAGCACCAGUGACAGUUCAGACAAUGAGAGUCCUUCCACUUCCUUUUCCUCUUGUUCCAAAUACAGGAGCAAAUCAAAAACUCCAAAUGAACAAAAGAAACCUGCUGAGAUCAUUUUUGGCUUACAGGGUUUCUUCGUUUUGUUGAGCAUGAUCAGCCAUGACAUACACCUGAGGCCAGUUUCUUUGAAACAAGCCAUGGUGUUCAGGAAGGACCUCAUUAGUGCCAUGAAACUCCCAGACUCUCACCAUGUUAACCCUGAUGAAUAUUACCUCUUUGCGGACACAUGGAAACAAGAAUGGGAAAAGGGUGUUCAGGUCCCAGCCAGUCCCGACACGAUUCCACAGCCUUCUCUCAGGGUUGUAGCAGAAAAGGUGAAGGAAGUACUGUAUACACGACCUAGGAAGUACAUCCAUUGUUCCAGCCAAGAGCCCACAGAACCUGGUUACAUCAAUAUUCUGGAACUGGCAGAAUCUGUGUGUCGCUAUGACUUGGAUGACAUGGAUAUCUUUUGGCUUCAAGAAUUAAAUGAGGAGCUUACAGAAAUGGGAUGUGGGCCCCUUGAUGAGAACACAAUGGAGAAGACGGUAGAAGUCCUGGAACGGCAAUGUCAUGAGAAUAUGAACCAUGCUAUUGAGACUGAGGAAGGGCUGGGCAUAGAAUACGAUGAAAAUGUGAUCUGUGACGUGUGCCGGUCCCCUGACAGUGAAGAUGGGAAUGAUAUGGUGUUUUGUGACAAGUGUAAUGUUUGUGUCCAUCAGGCAUGUUACGGAAUCUUAAAGGUUCCUGAAGGCAGCUGGUUGUGUCGCACUUGUGUUCUGGGAAUACAUCCUCAGUGUCUCCUGUGUCCAAAGAGAGGAGGUGCCAUGAAAGCUACUAGGACAGGGACCAAGUGGGCACAUGUGAGCUGUGCCCUCUGGAUUCCAGAGGUUAGCAUUGCUUGCCCAGAAAGGAUGGAACCAAUCACAAAAGUAUCUCACAUUCCGCCAAGUCGAUGGGCUUUAGUCUGUAGCUUAUGCAAACUUAAAACCGGUGCUUGCAUUCAGUGCUCUGUGAAAAGCUGCAUCACUGCCUUUCAUGUCACCUGUGCCUUUGAGCAUAGCCUAGAGAUGAAGGCCAUUUUGGACGAUGGGGAUGAGGUCAAGUUCAAGUCGUACUGUCUAAAGCAUAGCAAAAACAAGCAGAACUCGGUGCCUGACGUUGAGGAGAACCCCAAGAGCAUGGCAGACCAGAAGCAAACGGAGAGUGAGAAAACUAGUUUGCGUGCUCAGAAACUGAGAGAGCUGGAGGAGGAGUUCUACUCAUUAGUUAAAGUGGAAGAUGUUGCAGCAGAACUGGGCCUUCCUAAAAUUGCUGUGGACUUCAUUUAUAAUUACUGGAAAUUAAAGCGGAAAAGUAACCUUAACAAACCAUUGUUUCCUCCCAAGGAGGAUGAAGAAAAUGGCUUGGUGCAGCCAAAAGAAGAUAGCAUUCAUACCCGCAUGAGGAUGUUCAUGCAUUUGAGGCAGGAUCUAGAAAGGGUACGGAAUCUCUGCUACAUGGUGAGCAGAAGAGAGAAACUGAAACUGUCCCAUAGUAAAGUACAUGAACAAGUCUUCAAUUUGCAAGUCCAGCUCGUUAAUCAGGAAAUUGCGGCAGGCCAUUCUCUGACAAGUGCACUAGAGAACACACUGUUCUACCCACCUCCCAGAAUCACCUUGAAAUUAAAAAUGCCCAAAUCGGCGCUGGGUGACUGCAAAAAUAACUCUAUGAUAAAACCUGGCAACAGACCCCUAUCUCCUGACAACACCACUAUUUACAACAAAAGGAAUGUGCAGAUGUCAAAGGAGUCAUUUGAAAUUAAAGCAAAAUCAUACUCUCGGUAUCCGCAUGACAACCGAAGUAAUGGGUUAUUGGUAGGGAUUGGCAAGACUAGGAAUGAAACAAAAGAUUCUGGACCUGCACAGUCACCAGAGUUUCAUCGUGGGCAGUCAUCUGGUAAACCAUUAGCACUUCAAGCUGCAUUGCAUGGACAGUCUUCCAUUGGGAAUGGAAAAAUGCAGCAAGAGAACUCAAGAUUUAAGAAAUCCAAUGGUUUAAUGGGCAGGGCUGAAGAUGUAACUCAGAGAGACAGGUCCAGCCAGACACCAUAUGAACAAGAAUCUGUGCUCACUGCUCAUUUGGCUAGUCAAAGCAAUUUUAGAAAAUCUACAAUAGAACAUUUUAGCAGGUCCUUUAAAGAGGCUACCAACAGUUUGGUGAGGACCACAGAAGAUCUGAGGUGCUGUGAAAAGCCAACAAGGAGGCUUUCAACAAAAGAACGUUUGUGGAGCAAGCAGACUCUUGAAUUCCAGACAGGAGGAGCUCCAUACCAGGAUAAUGAUGGGUAUUGCCCUGAUUUGGAGCUAAGUGACUCUGAAGCUGAAAGUGAUGAGAAUAAAGAACAAGUCAGAUUAAGGAGAAGCAGCUCAGAGAGAGAAAGCCAAAGUAAAGACUUUGGUAGAGAUUGUCACAAUAGAAACAAAAAAAAUAUAAUUUCUCACAGUUCAGUACAAAGGUGAUUAUAAACCCCUAAGGGGUAACUCAACCUUUGCAUAAUCCAGUGUAUUGGUGCAAACCUAGGCAUCAGAGGGUUUCAGAAAACAGGGUAGGAUUUACAUUAGGAAGAAAUGCAGUGAAAAAAGAGUAGUUUUCAGUAGUGAAUUGGCUUGCGAUUUUAAAGGGAUAGUCAAGGUUGUGUAGAAAUCAAUGUGCUUUAUUACAGGUUAACAUCUGGGAGAGUAUGGAGCUGUUAAUCUUUGCAUAACUCCAGGAGCUGCUUCCUUUUUACCUGCUUUUGUGUAAGGCAUUGUUAAAAAUGUCAGUUUUUGUGCUGCUGGACCAGGUAUUAAAGGAGUCCUUGCAUUGCUCUGUAACAUGCUGUAAAAGAUUAAUGCAGACACUAAAACUGCAUUCCUGUUGCACCUGCAAUAUGACCCUGAUCAGCAAAAACUUAAGCAUGUGCUUAAAACUUUAAGCACAUGAAUAGUUCCAUUGACUCCAGUGGGAGUACUCACACACUUUAAAUUUAAAGCACAUGUUUAAAUUCUCUGUUGGAUUGUGGUCUAAGUGACUACUAAAUGGGGAUCCUGUUCUGCAGAAAGGUUAGAACUCCAGUGAUGCUUGUAACUCCUCUCUGCAGUGUAGAAGCAAGCAUCACAAAUGCUGCCGAACUCACUGACCUCUAGAUGUGCCCCCAUACUUUGCUCUGGCUAAAGGUUGUGUUUCUCUUGACAGUAAUUCACUUUAUUUUGUAAAUAUUCAACUUCUAGUACUUCAGUUUUUUCAUCUUUGUACAUAGUUGCUUGUUGUGGGAUGCACUUGUAAAUAUUUUACCCAGCUAACAAGUAAAGAUGACUAAAUUUGUGGAUAGUGUUUACAAAAGUAGAUGUACUACAAAGAAAAAUGCGAUUUGACACUUAAAUUUUAGGCAAUCACCGAUGAUGCUAGGUUCCUCUUGAAACUUGAGGUUUCACAUCUGGAGGCAUUUAUACCUGGUAUGUUAAAAAAAGAAAAGGAAAAAAAAGCUUGAACUAAAAAUCAUUUUGUCUGACCUUUUUUUCUAUGGGCUAAAAUUUCCAAGCCUAGGUGACUAAAUAGGGGUUUAGGAGCUUAACUUUAGGAACAUAGGCUUGAAAAAAUUUAGCCAGUCAUUAUUUGAAGCACAUUUUUAUUGCUAGAUAAAUCUGGACACAUAUGUAAGACAUAUGACUACAUUAAGCUGCUUAGCCACCUCUAAUUAGUUUGUUUCCCAAACUAAAAGUGCUUUGCACAAGUUUUAAAAGUUGCAAAUGCUAAUAUGCCAACUUUCAGCCAACCUCAGCAAAAAGUCCCAUUUUAUUCUUUACAGCAUGUGGUUUGUUUUGUUUGAAU